UAAACAAAAUGACUCAGGUUCAAAUCCUCGGGCCUCGUUUAGAUUAGAGUGGAAUAUCUUUCCUAAUUAAAAAAAAUUAAAAAAAAAAAAAAAAAAAAAAAGAUAAACUAAAGGCUAAAAUUGAAAAAGUACACCUAAUUAAAAAGGUAAUUUUUUACAUCUGCUUUGGCGACAUUCUUGUGUAGGCACAGACGCUCGACUUCUGCCUGAAAAAAGAUCAUAGAGGUGCUUCUAAGUGGUUCCUGUCAACAUGCUUGUUUCUAGACUAUCUGCGGUCAGAACUCAGAUGAUCAAGCAUCUCGUAAAAGCUCCAUUGACGUCUGCACCAAAGACAGGAAACUUCAGUGGACGCUACGGUUAUAUUUUCCACAAUCCGAAGCAUCAAACUUACUCUUCGACAACUGCUCAUGAAGAGGGGGAUAAAAAAGUAGAAGAAAUUUCUGUCACAUUUGUUGACAAGGAUGAGAUGGAGAAGCAUAUUAAGAUUCCCGUUGGAAUGUCCAUACUAGAAGCUGCUCAUGAAAAUGACAUAGAACUUGAAGGAGCAUGUGAAGGAUCGUGCGCUUGCUCAACAUGUCAUGUGAUUGUGAGAGAUAUGGAAUACUACAAUAAACUCGAAGAUCCAACUGAUGAGGAAAACGACAUGCUGGAUCUUGCUUUCGGGCUCACCGAGACGUCCCGUCUGGGUUGUCAAAUGGUUGCAAAACCCGAACUUGACGGAAUAUGCCUUGAACUGCCGAGUGCAACACGCAACUUUGCUGUUGAUAGGUAUGCCAAAGCCACAUAGAAUAGAAUUCUUUUGAUAGGAAGGAGAGAGUAGGACAUUUUUUGGUUAGGAAGCAAACGAAAGCUAUGCCAUUCUUGUAGCAGGUCCUAUAUUGCCAGUUUUACGCUUCAAACACUAAUUAAAGAAGUGACUUCAUGAAAUUUGUUUGUGCCAGGAAUUUCGUUGAAUAAUUUAUGCGUAGUGAUUGACAUUUCGGUU
Pyrus x bretschneideri (Chinese white pear) is the source of this 985-nucleotide messenger RNA. RefSeq names its product adrenodoxin-like protein 2, mitochondrial. Gene Ontology annotation, biological process: P450-containing electron transport chain. The transcript has 8 exons. NCBI's taxonomy places the organism in Eukaryota, Viridiplantae, Streptophyta, Magnoliopsida, Rosales, Rosaceae. The record is from RefSeq and is a predicted model, not a curated record. Gene Ontology annotation, molecular function: 2 iron, 2 sulfur cluster binding. Bases 251 to 787 code for a protein of 178 amino acids. Gene Ontology annotation, cellular component: mitochondrion.